GAGAGCCUCGACUCGCAACAAUAGCUCAGCUGUAGAGGCGAGGUGAGAGGUGACUGCAGGCUGGUGCAUUUAAACCUUCCGCCGCCAUUGUGGUCUGCAGGUACAACAUACGGCGCUUCCCGAGUACACCUGGAACGUCUGGGACGAAGAGACGUCACCUGUAUGGACGUACAUCAGGAAUGAACUUCAAGCCUUAGAAGGCGCGAAAACUUCAGCACAGACAUUCCCAGAAGGUGACGUCACGAUCAAACGACACCCCAGGACAAAUCCAAGAUGGCGGCGGCGGUUGGCGGACGCUCGAGGACGUCGUCGAGCGGUUCUGGGAACGAGAUGCUAACGUGUGGCAUCUGUCUUGAUACGUAUACGCGGCCCAAACUACUGCCGUGCGCCCAUUCGUUCUGUGAGGACUGUCUACAGGGCAUGGUGGGUUGGAGGAUAUCCAUGUCAUGUCCCAACUGUAGAAAGGACGUCAAACUUCCAGACACAGGUGUUCGCGGGCUACCUGAGAACUUCUGGGUCAGUAACCUGAGGCAGGUGCUGUCUGAACGGAGGGAACUGGAGGUCAGGGAACUGGGCAUGCGCAGGGAGGGGCGGGAAUGUUCCACUCACGAGGGGGAACAGCUAAGAUAUUUCUGCACCCGUUGUGACGAAACCGUCUGCUCCGAGUGCAUGAUCCUCGGCCACAAAAAUCAUAACGUCACCAGGCUCGGUGACGUGUUAGAGCAACAGAGGGCAAAGGUGAAAGUUCAGCUGGAGAGGGGCAAGAAGCGCACGCAGGAGCUGACGGGAAGACUGCGGGAAAUGGCGGAAACGGAAACGGAGCUGAACGCCAGACAGGAACGCGCGAAAAAGAGCAUCCAGGAAGCGACCGAGAAGUUGAUCGACGCCAUCGCGAAGGAGAAGGUGGCGCUGCUGCAGGACCUGGACACGAGUCACCAGGCAGCCAGAAACGUCAUCGCUGACGUCAGAACUCAGGUGGGGCAUGGGAACGAGAUCACUACGCAUGAUGAGGGAAAGAUCGAACAGGACCUGGGAGGUUUGAUGUUGACCUUGAACAGAGCCGAGGCUGCUGUGGCCGCAGACGACGCAGCCGACAUCCUGGACUCCAAGCACAAACUCUCCGCUCUGAAGAUGGACACUGUCUACUCCUGCCCACUCCCCAACUUCAAGUUCACGUCUUCCAAGGUCCUGAACUCCAAGAUCAAGGUCGGUCAGCUCUCAAUCACCAAGGACGUUCCUUCUACCAAUAACAACAACAACCGGCCAAACUCCAUAGAGGAACGGAGAACGUACAAUCGUGGAUACAGACUCGGUGCCAGUGCACUACGGCUUCUGAAGAGACCAGUGUUUUGGGUUGUCGUUAUGAGUUUCGCGGUUCUCGUGUGCGCUGUUUUGUUCUCGCCGGUCAGCUUGAGUGAUGUCCUGCAGUACGGCGAUGACCAGGAAGAGGGCGCUUCAACCUUCUCAGUAUAUUCGCAAUACUGGGAGGACCAGAGUCCGUAGGGUCAAAAGUGCAAAGAGCCCUUUAUAAUUUUUCUACUUUCAGAGCAUCCCUGAUUUGACAAAAUUCUUUGACUAUGCGUUUGGAAAAAGGACUACAAUACGAAUGUAUAACUUUUUGCACAAUUUGUGUAUCAAGCUUUUAAAAAGGUGCAAUGGUGAAGACAUAGGUGCGUUUGUAAAAUUGUGUAGCAGUCUUGAAAAGAUGCCAUAACUAACUUAUAGCUUGUGUAAGGAACUGACAGGAGUUCAGAAAGCUGAAAUCACUUUUAUAUGAUAGCAAUAUUAAGGUAUUUAUUUCAGCUCAACGUAUAGCAUAUAUUAAUACAGUUCAAACUGUUAUAUGUAAAUAUCUUGCUACAAUAUUGUAUACCACCACACUAUCCGCAAUACAUACGUUGUAAUAUGCCAUAUAAACAAGCAAUCACUUUUAAGUAUAUAGGUUGGGAAUGCUACGAGACUUUUAUUCUUGUUUCCACAGUCAAUAAAACAUGCCAUC
This is a messenger RNA of Branchiostoma floridae (Florida lancelet), 1999 nucleotides long. Its product is annotated as tripartite motif-containing protein 3-like. NCBI's taxonomy places the organism in Eukaryota, Metazoa, Chordata, Leptocardii, Amphioxiformes, Branchiostomatidae. The transcript has 6 exons. Gene Ontology annotation, molecular function: ubiquitin-protein transferase activity; zinc ion binding. Gene Ontology annotation, biological process: positive regulation of DNA-templated transcription. The coding region runs from base 274 to 1503 and encodes 409 amino acids. The record is from RefSeq and is a predicted model, not a curated record. Gene Ontology annotation, cellular component: nucleoplasm; chromatin.